GGGAGAUCGAUCGCGAGAAGUUCGAAACUCGUGAAAGAGGAGCUUCAAGGUUGAAGAAACCAGCCGAGACUCCUUUUAAGAUCUCAUGGCGAUCCUCGUAUCUUGCGUUCCUACCAGAGCCUCGGCGCUACACACUCCAGGGGUUUCUCGUCGGCAAACGAGCACAGGUAGUAUAUCUGUAUCAGCUCGCCGCCGGCGAAUCCCCGUCGGCUUAACCACGGAGUCUUGGGGCAUCAGCUGUGUCCCGCCGAUUACAAGAGCAACACCAAUCGCUGCAGUUGAUUCAGGAGUCGGAGAGCCGCCAGCAGGAGGAAAAUUCCCAGCAGUUGAUCCAGGAGCCGGAGAACCGCCAGCGGGAGGAAAAACCUCAGCAGUUGACCCAGUACCCGGAGAACCGCCAGCACGAGGGAAAUUUUCCUUACCCAACAUACCUUCAUGGGUGAAGUUGGUCGUUGGUGCCUACUUUGCUGCAGUACCAUUUUACUGGCAGAUGAGGGCAAUGGAAGAAAGGGUGGAGGAAGCAGCAGAGGAAGCAAUGGAAGCGGUGGAAAGGGUGGCGGAGACGGCUGAGAAAAUUGCCGAAGAUGUCGCUGAAGCGUUUCCUGAGAAUAAAAGCCUAAAAAAGGCAGCAUCUAGGAUCAAGGCCAUCACAUAUGAGGUCGAGGAAGAUGCGAACAAAGCCGAGGCCCUACUUCAUAAGGUUAGAUCAAUUGCCUACUAAUUUUACUUGUUGAGCUGUGUUUCUGUGUUAGUGUAACUUAGCUAGCUCAAACCUUGAAAACAGAAUUUUUAGGGAAAACUACUUGAAGUAGCAUCAAAGAGUUUUUGACACAUGGCAAGAAAAAAUAAAGCAAUUAACUCGAUUUUUAAGUGGAUAGAACUUUUCUCCGAAAUAGGGUGCAAAGGAAUUUUUCAUAGUAUAAUCCCGAAGAAUUUUAAUUAUGUAAAUUAAACAACAUGGAAACUUUUCAAAGGAUUCAAAUUAUGUAAAUUAAACAACGCGAGAAGUUCGAAACUCGUGAAAGAGGAGCUUCAAGGUUGAAGAAACCAGCCGAGACUCCUUUUAAGAUCUCAUGGCGAUCCUCGUAUCUUGCGUUCCUACCAGAGCCUCGGCGCUACACACUCCAGAGGUUUCUCGUCGGCAAACGAGCACAGGUAUAUCUGUAUCAGCUCGCCGCCGGCGAAUCCCCGUCGGCUUAACCACGGAGUCUUGGGGCAUCAGCUGUGUCCCGCCGAUUACAAGAGCAACACCAAUCGCUGCAGUUGAUUCAGGAGCCGGAGAGCCGCCAGCAGGAGGAAAAUUCCCAGCAGUUGAUCCAGGAGCUGGAGAACCGCCAGCGGGAGGGAAAACCUCAGCAGUUGACCCAGUACCCGGAGAACAGCCAGCACGAGGGAAAUUUUCCUUACCCAACAUACCUUCAUGGGUGAAGUUGGUCCUUGGUGCCUACUUUGCUGCAGUACCAUUUUACUGGCAGAUGAGGGCAAUGGAAGAAAGGGUGGAGGAAGCAGCAGAGGAAGCAAUCGAAGCGGUCGAAAGGGUGGCGGAGACGGCUGAGAAAAUUGCCGAAGAUGUCGCCGAAGCGUUUCCUGAGAAUAAAAGCCUAAAAAAGGCAGCAUCUAGGAUCAAGGCCAUCACAUAUGAGGUCGAGGAAGAUGCGAACAAAGCCGAGGCCAUACUUCAUAAGAUUGAGCAAAUAGAGAAAGAGGUGGAUGAAGCAGUUGAUUCUAUCACGAAGAAAAAAAAAUGAAGAGAAAGAACUCAUGAACAGGAGACGAAGGGGUUGGCAAACAAAAGUAGUAGUAAAACUUACUAGUGGCAGUUGUUAACCGAGUAUAUAGAGGCAAAAUGCAUGAUUUCGUUGCUAUUAUCCUUGUAU
This is a messenger RNA of Lolium rigidum, 1877 nucleotides long. RefSeq lists its product as uncharacterized. The transcript is spliced from 8 exons. The record is from RefSeq and is a predicted model, not a curated record. NCBI's taxonomy places the organism in Eukaryota, Viridiplantae, Streptophyta, Magnoliopsida, Poales, Poaceae. Bases 1074 to 1748 code for a protein of 224 amino acids.